AUUGUGAGAAGAAGAAAGGCCCCUGUGAUCCAAAUCCAUGCUUAAAUGGUGGCGUAUGUGAGGAGAGCCACAACGGAUUUGUUUGUCAUUGCCCAGAAAAAUUUGGGGGUCUUUACUGUGACUCCCGAGUUGACUUCGAUUGCAUGUCAUACGCAUGUCGGGAGGAACAAAUUUGCACUGCAGGGGAGCGUGCCUCGGAAUGUGUCUGUGCAGAUGGUAAUGUGGUCCCAGCAUGCAGGAAGCAGCAGAACCUGUGCAGCCAGUCACCGUGUCUCAACAAUGCCACCUGUGUGUCCAGGGGAAAUGAUUACGUCUGCAGAUGUCUGAGAGGGUUUUCCGGGAAGAAUUGUGAAGAAAUAAUUGACUACUGCAGGCUGCUCAAUAUCAACUGCCUAAAUGAGGGAUUGUGCUUGAGGAUAAUUGGCGGGUAUCAGUGUGUUUGUGCCCCAGGAUGGAUUGGAGAGUUUUGUCAGUAUGUAGGCGAUGCCUGCCUGAUAGAACCAAACAGCUGUUUGAAUGGAGCCACAUGCACUACAACAAGUCAGCCAUCAUCCCCUCCACAGUACACCUGCAAAUGCCCUCCCGGCUUCACAGGAGCGAACUGUGAGACUGAGAUCAGUGAAUGUGACUCCAACCCCUGUCAGCACAAUGGCACAUGCUUUGACUUCCUAGGACACUACGAGUGCCAAUGUCCUACAGUACGAGCGAACUGUGAGACUGAGAUCAGUGAAUGUGACUCCAACCCCUGUCAGCACAAUGGCACAUGCUUUGACUUCCUAGGACACUACGAGUGCCAAUGUCCUACAGGAUUUCUGGGAAAGAAUUGUGAAGUUGAUAUAGAUGCUUGUGCUCUACCCAACAACACAUGUCCACCAAGGACUCAGUGUUUGGAUCUCCCAGAUGCUCUUGACUAUGUCUGCCGUGUACCCUGUCCUCAAAACCUUCAACCAUGUGCCAACGGAGGACGAUGUGUGCUGAAUAAUCCUAGUAGCUAUACCUGUAUCUGUGCACCUGGUUGGUCUGGUCAGAACUGCCGCAUAAAUGUCAACAGUUGUGUUCGACAUUGGUGUCAGAAUGGAGCCACUUGUGUGGAUGAGAUUGAUGGUUACAGCUGCCUUUGUCCCAGAGGAUACACAGGCAUCUACUGUGAGGAGGACAUUGAUUACUGUGUUGGCCAUCACUGCUCUGAACAUGGUGUUUGCCUGGACCAGCAGUAUAACUUCACCUGCCGCUGCAUGCUCGGAUUUGAAGGGUCGCUCUGUGAACUGGAAACAAAUGAGUGCAACAGCUUCCCCUGUGCAAGCGGAGCCACCUGUGUGGACCUAAUCAGUGAUUAUCGGUGCCACUGCCCCAAAGGGUUUGAGGGAAGGACCUGCUCUGAGAAUGUAAAUGAUUGCUGGUCGCAGCCAUGUCUAAAUGGAGGCUCGUGUAUGGAUCUGAUAAAUGACUACAUUUGUCAUUGUCCUCUUGGGUUCAAGGGGAAAGAUUGCUCUGUGGAUAUUGACCUUUGCUCAUUUGGAAUGUGCAGUGAGCACACAUUAAUAUGCGCAGAGACCAAAGGUGGACAGAAUGUGUCUUGCACAUGUGAAAGAGAUCACUACUCAAGGGCAAACUGCGAGAUGCUGCCUCGUCUAGAUGGUUCAGGUCGGCAGUCUUGGCAUCCACGUUAUCUAAUGCUUGCCAACCUAAUGUGGUGA
This is a messenger RNA of Larimichthys crocea (large yellow croaker), 1697 nucleotides long. RefSeq names its product fibropellin-1-like. The record is from RefSeq and is a predicted model, not a curated record. The coding region runs from base 144 to 1697 and encodes 517 amino acids. The transcript has 12 exons. Gene Ontology annotation, molecular function: calcium ion binding. NCBI's taxonomy places the organism in Eukaryota, Metazoa, Chordata, Actinopteri, Sciaenidae.